Molecule: messenger RNA, 1725 nt
Organism: Plasmopara halstedii
Lineage: Eukaryota; Oomycota; Peronosporomycetes; Peronosporales; Peronosporaceae
Product: glucuronosyltransferase pgsip8-like
Exons: 1
Coding region: 1-1725 (574 amino acids)
Molecular function (GO): glycosyltransferase activity
Source: RefSeq, a predicted model, not a curated record
AUGAUAAGGCCGUCCGCGGCAGUUGUUCGACUCCAGCGGCGACAGCGGUAUAUCGUUAUCUUGUUUAUCAUCGCAUUUAUCAGUUUAUACUGUUUGGUACACUCAGCAAAAAUAAACUCUGAAAUACCAGCGCCGGUUGCGCCCGAGAGCGUCGUAGAAGCUGGAGAAGGAGCGUUUGUUACUAUCAUGUAUGACUUUGGCGAGGACAGCGAGGCAUUAUUGCUGGCUACACGAGUCUUGAUGCGAAGUAUCAAAGAUUCUAACACUAUAUACCGAAGGAUGGUGGUUGUACCGCAAGAUGGUCUGCAAGAGAGUAGCGAGCAAGUUCUUAAGGGGGACGACUCGGACUUGGAGAUCGUGCACGCAAACAUUCCAAACGUAUUCGCUCACAUGCCGCUGACUGAUCAUCGUACGCAACUUCUGCACAUGCGCAAUAAACUUGUAAUUUGGGACAACCCAGAGAUCUCAUCACUCAAGCGUGUGGUCUACCUAGACCCAGAGAACCUAGUGUUGCGAAAUUUGGACGAAAUCUUUGCUUGCCAUCAGUUCUGCGCCGUAGAUAAUGGUCAAUCAGUCGUAUAUUCAAAUGGUCUUCUUGUCAUCUCCCCCGAUAGUAUUGCAGCAAGAAACUUAUACUCGGAUGCCAUUGACAGUUUUAUGAUCACUGGCCGCGAGUACAAUUACGUUGGCAUCAUUCAGGGCUUCAUGCCCGGCCUUUUUGAGGCUUUUGAAGAGAGCCCAUUGUUUUUUUUAGGAUGGGAUGGAGAUGACAACGGAGAGGAAAACAAUGGUGCAGAUAAUGGCGAUGCAACAGAAGAUGUUGAUACGUCAGUCGUCCACCGCCUGCCAUUCUAUUACAGCAUUAACCACAUGGUCUUUUACGAACGCAUGAACUGGGAUUUGUAUAAAUGUAAAGACAAAAAUUUGGCCACAGGAAAGAUCCCCGGUCCUUUGUUGAGCUAUAAGUACAGUGGAGGUACAGUAAAGCCGUGGUUUUGGCUGCCGUACGUAUACUUUCAGGUGUUCUGGCAUUGGCAGGAGGUGCGGGAACGGCUUGAAGAGGACCAUGUCGGUUUCUUCUUGGGCAAAUUAAUGUCUUUCUUUGUCAUCUUCGUCUUUAUCUGGUUCGCGUACAUUUCUCUUUGUCUCAAACUUUUUACCGAGUCAAAUGGACGACCGCGCCGCUUGUCAAGCUGGAGGCUUCCAACUUCUGGCAAUGGACAAUCGCUUUCCAUUGACGUUUUUAAUUCGCGUGUGGUGCGUCGAGCUUGUCAAUUUUCGUGCAGUGCACUAUAUGCCAUUGCAUCGAUGCCGCUGUUGUCAAGUGUAUGCAUUGUCAUCCUGAUCAUGUACUGUAGCAUUCACAUGAUUCCGGUUACGAUGCAACCUUCUUAUGCAGGAAGAUUGUGGUUGAUUGUGCACGAUUUAUGGUUAACGACGCUGCUACUGAUAUUUGCGGUUGCACAUACAUUACGUACCGCACAAUGGAAAAAAGACGACGUGCCUGCGACCUCCGAAAUGUUACUCAGUGGUAUUUGGUGGUGCAUCAAGAAGCUGCCAUUGCUGGUGCUCGCGCAGCUUCAAUUUUUGUACAUAAUUGGUCGCACUGAUUGGUUUCAAAAUCCGGUGUUGCGGCCUGUGAUGACUUGUUUCUUCUUCGCUGUUGCUCUUUUCGUGGAAGGUCGGAUUCUCAUUGUCGAAAUGCGCCGGCUUACACGGAACUAA